AUGCGCUGCCUUUUCUACGCAGUAUUUGUGGUUGCGCUCGUCCAUCUGAACGCUCUCACAGCAUACUCCGACAACAGCGAGAAGUUCUCGCUGAAUAAUCCAGCACUUCCUAGUGUGGAGACGACAUCGGUCGAGGAACCUAGUAGGCUCCUCCGAGUCGGUGAUGAGGUUGAUGACGCGCUAAAGUCAGUUUCUGCAUCCAAGCAAGUGCGUAAGUUGAGAGCUAACAGGCUUGCUGAGAAAUUGAAGUCCACCGCGACAGCGAAGAAGCUACUCGCGACGGCGAAGAAGACGUCCAGCAGCUUAAAAAAAGUCCCAGGCGUGAAGAGCGUCCAGAAAAGGAUUCUGUACAACAGGCUUUCGAGAUGGGCUAAGCAGGGGAAACGUCCAGAGGAUCUCAAAAAGGCGGGGAAGUUCAAGAAUAACGAUGAGUUUGCCGCGUACCAAGUGAUUCUCAAUAUGGCCAAGCGCAAAAAGGCUGCUCCAUAA
Messenger RNA from Phytophthora infestans T30-4, 489 nucleotides. RefSeq names its product secreted RxLR effector peptide protein, putative. NCBI's taxonomy places the organism in Eukaryota, Oomycota, Peronosporomycetes, Peronosporales, Peronosporaceae. The transcript has a single exon. The record is from RefSeq and is a predicted model, not a curated record. The coding region runs from base 1 to 489 and encodes 162 amino acids.